AUGAGGCCGCCCCUGCCCUCGCCCCCGCCCGCAGAAGGGAGAGCGCAUCCCUCCCCGCACCCGCCUCCCGAGGACCCAGAGCGCCAGCCCGGCGGCGGGAAGCGGCUCCGCCUGGGGGAGCCCGGGCUGUCCCCGGAGGAGCUCGAGAACGAGGGACCGGGACCGCGGAGCCAGCGCCGGCCGGAGAGCGCCCAUCCCCGCCGCAGAGAGCGCGGCGCAAUAAGUACCCCCGAAUUUCCGGCAGGGCUAGACAGCAGCGCGUCCUCCGUCCAGUUAAAGGAAACGGCAAAGCGAAAGAGUGACCCCUUGGAGGCGUGUGCUAGGGACUGCGCAAGCUUUUCCUGGUCCCCUAAUAGACACGAUGUUAAGAAGAAAAAGUUAGAGGAUGAUAAAAGGAGAUUAGAUGCAGAAAAAGAUUUUUCUGAAUAUUGUGAAAGUAACCACCAGUUCCUCAGUAACCAAAACACUUCUGAGAGCAAAAAAGAUUUGUUUAGUUUAAACUGUGACCGUAGUAGUAUAAAGUGUGACAUAGCAGACUCUGAAAAGAAUUUCACUGUAACGCUAAGAACUACAAAUCGGGAGGAAGCAGGCACAAACCUGGACAGUUAUGUACCUUCUAGGUUCGAAAAAUCUCCAGGCUGGGACUGUAAUAUGAGACAUAUUUUGAAAAGAAAUAAGCAAAGUUGUUGGGUUAUGAAAAAUUACAAGACUAACAGUGAAAGUAUAAAAAGAUCUAGAGAAAGACUGAAUUUGCUACAAUUACAAGCAAUAGAACUUUUAGGCAAGGAAGAUUAUCACAGUAUAAGAGCCGUGAGUGUGCACGAACAACAGUUAAAGCCUCUGAUGAUAGAAAUGCUAGGUAACCAAAAAUUUUUCAUGAACAUUGUUGGGCUGAAUAGUAAAGGAGAAAAUGAUACUAUGCUGCAGUUGAGAUACCGCACUAUACAAAAAGAUUUUCGUGUAAGCAACAUUUUUCAAAGUUUGAUUACAGAAAUUUUUUAUUUCCAUGAAAGUAUUUCAGGAAAACAAAAGGAUAAUAGAAUUUUAAGCUGGUGUCAAAUUUUGAAGUGCAAAAAUCAAAUCGAUACUAAAAAUCUAAUAACCAGGAGUAUCUAUGUCAACAUAAAGAGUGGCAUUUUAAGCAAAUAUAUACAAAGCAGCGUUUCAGGACAUUUAAAUAGUUUCAAAACCAGCAUAGCUUAUAUGUUCAAUAACUUUGAUGCUCUAGUCGGAAUUGAAGAUGAUUCUGAAUUAGAGGAGGGUUACAUUUUCAAACGGAUAGUGCACUUGAAUUAUUCAAAACUUAUUACAGUGGAAGGUCGUACUAUAUAUAUAAUGAGGACUUUAACUUUUUCAAAACGUUUAAAAGAUAUGAAACCUAUGUUAAAGAAAAGAAAGCCUAUAUUUAAAACCCAACAAAUUGUUGAAGGGUUUAAGAAAGAAAACUUUGAUUCUUUUAGUGCAACAACUAAGAAUCUAUGUUUUUCAAUUUUCAAAACAUAUGAAAAAAUUCCUUUUUUAAUGGACUUUGAUGACAUGGAAGAACUUUCUUUGAUAAAAAAGUCUAGUUAUGAGAAUAUGAGUUGUCUUGAACAACAUACGAAUGUAGACACCUGGGCUCACUGCAGCUUUAGUACUGUUAAAACACAUGUGAAAUCUGCGCCUCAGUUGACACAGAAAAACUAUGGAUGUAUUAGUGCAAAAUGUCAUGAAAUAAGUAUGCACAACCAAAAUUUAGGGACUGAAAGAAAACAGGAUCCUAAGAAGGUCAGCAGCUUUAAUUCUAAGCAUACAUUUGGAAGUUCUUUUAAUGUUAGACAACAGGCUACCCUGGCAAGCCAAAACACAGUGCAUAGUCUACAGAUCAAUAGUAUGACUGUAAAUCAAGUGCUGAAUUUUGAGAGCUUGCAAAGUGAAAUAGAAAGAACUAAAUAUGACUUCAUUUUGAAGAAGGAAGUAAAAGUCACAGCACAGAGUUCAAUACAUAGUUACCAAGUUUGUAUUAAAAUAGAAAAGGAAGAAGAUAGUUUUUUUCCAAAGGAUGGCAUGCUUUCUAUGCAGUCAAUUUCAUUAAGGAGUAAGAAAGUAAGUACGAAAGAAACUAAAUCCGUUAAUCAAAGUAACACAGUGGAAAAAAAUGAAUACCGGAGUAUUUUGCAAGAAAGUGAGUUAGCUAAUUCAAAGCAUUUUCAUCCAAAGAAUGAUGCAACAUUGUAUGUUAAUCAUCAAUUUGAAACUGGUUCAAAUGAAGGGAACAAUGAAUAUCUUCAGAAUUUAACUGCAAAAUGUUUAUCAACAGAAGCUCUAACAAUAGUAAAAGAUUUUGAGAUGAAGAGUAAAUUUGAUUUGGUACUUAAAGAGCUUCGUAUGUUUCAUGAAAUUAGUAAGGAAAAUGAAAUUCCAACCACUGUGGAAACCAACACUGGGCAACAAAAUUACUUUGAGGAAAGUAAUGAUGAUGAGGAGGCCAAAAUUGAGAUAGAAAAAGAUUUGAAACUGGUUACAGCCGACACAGACUGUGCAUCUCCUUUGCCCUGUGAUAUAGUAGCACGUCCUAAUAUUGAUAGAAGACACAAAGGUUUAUUUAAGUGGAAAACAGUACCCAAUAAUGGAGAACAGGAAGUUCCCAAUAUGCAUUGCUGUCCUAGAACAGCAGAGGAAGAAAUAUGCUACUUUACUUCUGAGCAAGAUGGUAAAAAUUCUUUACCUAAAAGAUCUUCUCUAUUGUCUGAUGAAUAUAUGGAAGAAAAAUUUAAUUAUUUACCAAGGGGAGGUAGUCAUUUUUCACAUGGCAUUUCAAGAAUCCAGCCUCUUAAGACGUGCAGCCGACCAAUCAGGAUUGGUUUGUCAAGGAAAGCAAGAUUUAAGCAACUCCAUCCCUACCUGAAAUAAAUGUGUUAUGAGAGUUUAAAAGAAGAUUUUGGACUUUUGAAAUAAUAUCCAGAAAUAUUUUAUGUCUUUCUUUGGAUAAAUGCUUUCUUUCAGUUUGGGGGGACUUUUCAGUUUGCAGCUUUCUUUGUUAUAAAAUGUGGAAAGGUUAUUUCGUGUCUGAAAUAUUACCUUUAAAAGUUAGGAAAUACUUUAUUAAUAUUUUCAUAUAUAAUCAGUGUGUAUUAAUGUCUUCAUGAUCUUAUAAAAUGUGUUUAUUUUUAUGAUGCAUGCAUAUGAUCUUUCUGUGGAGAUGACUGAUAACUUUUACAGAUUUUUCAAGGGACUCAUGGCUCAGAAGAAAGUAAUGAGCUACUGUUGGAAUCCAGUCUCUCCAUUUUUCAGGUGAACAGGGAGAAGUGAGGUUUUUCCAAGUGAGCUUCCCAGGUCACAGGGUUGACGUAGGAUUGGGGUGGAGGUGCUUUUGUCUGAAGAAUCUUCUCUAAUCUUUCUCAUUCCAUGUUUUCCAUUCUCCCUCUUGGUACUGGACACUGAAUCCAGGGCCCUCACACAGAGAGCUACAUCUCAGGCCUUAAU
Molecule: messenger RNA, 3465 nt
Organism: Chinchilla lanigera (long-tailed chinchilla)
Lineage: Eukaryota; Metazoa; Chordata; Mammalia; Rodentia; Chinchillidae
Gene: Rad51ap2
Product: RAD51 associated protein 2
Exons: 4
Coding region: 1-2892 (963 amino acids)
Source: RefSeq, a predicted model, not a curated record